AUGUUGACCUCACUUACGUUGAAUCGGUCGCUUUCCAUACUAGGAAAUUCAGCGGUUGCUUUUGCUCUUCGUGGAUUUGCUACUGGCAAGUUCGUGAGGACCAAACCUCAUUUAAAUUUGGGGACAAUUGGUCACGUUGAUCACGGUAAGACUACUCUUACUGCAGCUAUCACUAAAAUACUCAGCGAUAAGGGGCUGGCGGACUUCCAAACGUAUGAGGCUAUCGAUCGAGCACCUGAGGAAAAACGACGAGGUAUCACAAUAAACCAAACUCACGUUGAAUAUUCAACCGACAAGCGACAUUACGGUCACGUAGACUGCCCCGGCCACGCUGAUUACGUUAAAAAUAUGAUCACAGGAGCUGCUCAAGUCGACGGAGCCAUCCUCGUCGUGUCGGCUUUCGACGGUCCCAUGCCCCAGACUAGAGAGCACAUUCUUCUGGCUAAGCAGAUCGGAGUGCCGAGAUUAGUAGUGUUUCUUAAUAAGAUGGACCAAGUUGACGACCCUGAACUAGUCGAGCUCGUCGAACUCGAAGUUAGAGAGCUUUUGGAGUUUUAUAAAUAUCCUGGAGAAGAAACGCCAUUUGUGAAAGGAUCAGCGUUGAAGGCCCUGAGGGGAGAGGAAGGCGAAUACGGCAAGGAGGCGAUAUUGAAGCUGAUGGACGCAGUUGAUGAGUAUAUACCUGAGCCACCGCGACUUCAGGACAAACCGUUUUUGCUGCCAAUUGAGACAGUGGUCAACAUUCAAGGAAAAGGUUAUGUUGUUACUGGACGAAUAGAGCAAGGAUUGGUAAAGGUUGGGGAUGCCUUGGAGAUUGGUAAAGAGAAGUUCAAGUCGCAGUGUAUGGGGGUAGAGAUGUUUCAUAAGACUUUGGACCAAGGCAUGGCUGGCGAUCAGUGUGGGGUUAUGCUGAAGGGCGUGAAGAAAAAUCAGAUCAGACGAGGCAUGGUACUCACCAAGCCAGGAGCUGCUAAGACGUAUACAGAAUUCGAGAGCGACUUAUAUGUGUUGAAGGAGGAUGAGGGGGGUAGGAAGAACCCUUUUCACAGCGAGUAUCGCCCACAGGCGUACAUCAGAACGGGAGAUUGUUCAUGCAGAAUUAUACUCCCUGAUGAUGUCGAUAUGGCUAUGCCUGGUGAUAGCAUUAAAGCGACAUUGAAAUUGGACAGACCCCAGGCAGUUGAAGCUUGCGGUUUGCUCUACGAGAAGGAGGGAAGACAGUUGCGAGUGGUUUGA
Perkinsus marinus ATCC 50983 is the source of this 1236-nucleotide messenger RNA. Its product is annotated as translation elongation factor Tu, putative. The record is from RefSeq and is a predicted model, not a curated record. The transcript is spliced from 13 exons. Gene Ontology annotation, biological process: mitochondrial translational elongation. NCBI's taxonomy places the organism in Eukaryota, Perkinsozoa, Perkinsida, Perkinsidae. Gene Ontology annotation, cellular component: mitochondrion. Bases 1 to 1236 code for a protein of 411 amino acids. Gene Ontology annotation, molecular function: GTPase activity; GTP binding; translation elongation factor activity.